CAAGAGUCCUGUUUGUCAUUCAGGACAAGGACCUGGCAUGGCUCCCCUGAUAAACAGUUUCGCUCUGGCUCUUCUGACUGUCCAGUCUAUUUUCAACCCUGAUAUACCCUGUGAGAAAAUCACAAAGCCUCUGGUGCUGGAUGGCAACUACAGCUCAAUCAUGGGGAAGUGGAUCAUGGUUGAAAGCGUAUCUGAAGGUAUGGUGGGAAUGGUGCUACAGACGAUGGAGUCACACUGGAUGGAGAUCUCACCUGGUACAAAAAACGAUACCGUCCUUUUGAGACAAGCAAUCAGUAUAGAGAAAGAAUGUACGCUUAGAGAUCCCCAGGAAUUCCCUCUUCAAAAAAGUGCUGUGUAUGACCCUGUCAGUGAUGGAAUUAUCCAGAACUACUUAUUACCAUCCUGUUCCAACUGUCUCACUGGAUACUUCAGACUCGAUAAUGAAGACUACCCCACCAGAGUACUUCUGCUGUUCUCUAAGGAACGCACAGUUUCAAAAAGAACAAGGAAACUGUACCGAAAGCAGGUCAAGUGUAUGGGAUUUCAUGACCCAUAUUUUACCGUCUACGACGCGGAAUCAGAAUUGUGUCCGGUGGAAGAAUGAAAACAGUUCUCAUCGCCACGUUACAGUGAUUCUUUCUAUCGAUAUCAAUUCCUGUCUGUUUUGAUCUGUUCAACCUGAUUAAUGUGUGUUAGAAAUAAAGUGCUCAGAAAUCUGUACACCCGAACCCGAUUCAAAUAUAUUAUACUGUCAGAUUAACUUUCACAGAUUGGGAUUAGCACCUCUACUGUCUGAUUAACACGUAUUGUGUUGACUUAUCUGUUCUUGUUGAAAUAAAGUGCAUUCACUCUG
Messenger RNA from Ictalurus furcatus (blue catfish), 853 nucleotides. RefSeq lists its product as uncharacterized. The record is from RefSeq and is a predicted model, not a curated record. NCBI's taxonomy places the organism in Eukaryota, Metazoa, Chordata, Actinopteri, Siluriformes, Ictaluridae. Bases 38 to 604 code for a protein of 188 amino acids. The transcript is spliced from 6 exons.